Candidula unifasciata is the source of this 1398-nucleotide messenger RNA. The record is from the annotation of a GenBank genome assembly. NCBI's taxonomy places the organism in Eukaryota, Metazoa, Mollusca, Gastropoda, Stylommatophora, Geomitridae.
AUGUACGAUCAGGAAUUUGAUAAUUCGGCUCCAUAUGACAAUGUGGAAUUCCCCAUCCGUAAGCCGGGUACAGGAACCUGGCCUGGUCCAGGGGGUGCUUCGGGUGCAUCCGGAGCAGGGGUCAAGCUGUAUGGGCAUCAGACGACAGGCAGAUCGUUGGGUGGUUCAAAACUGGCCCCGUUGGUUGAAGUUGAAGGAUCAGAAGGCGGUGAGAAUAACAGACUGCAAAUAAUAAGCUUCGUUAAUACUUCAACCACGCCAACAACAACAACAGCAGCAGCGUCCCAACAGCAGCAGUAUCAAGGACAGAGCAAACAAAUUGCGCCAUUUGUGACUCAACAAGGUACAAACACAACACCACAGAAUCAGAUCAAGGUGGAAGGUACCAGUUCAACACCUGUGCUUCUGGGAGUUUCCUCCUCUGGUGCAUUCUCAACAAUCACAACAUCGCUGUCGACUACCACUGCCACCGCCACAACAACAACCACCUCCACUUCUCAGGUGGGCAAGCUGAGCACGGAGAAAAGUGUGAAGCCUGUAAUCACCGUUCCCAACGACUCGACGACCUACAUCACAACACAGGUGACGUCAGCGGAUAGUCCCAAAAAGAAGACGAUGAAACAGGCAGACGCUGACGAGGAAGACUUCAAGCGUCAGGAUUUGAACCCAGGCGCUCGACUGGCCCUGGAGCGUGUCUAUACGCGACAUCCAGACUUCUACCAACUGAACACGAAAGUUUUGGACGAGGGCAGUCUUCUCAAGCAGGAUGUGUUGGAUAUCUACAAGAAAACGGGCGAAACGCUAACAUACGAGCAGUUACUGCAAGGUAUGUUGGUUGAUGGUGAGCGGUUCCUGCUGGGCAGCUGUUGGCUGUACUACACGCACGUGCAGUUCCUGGAUGUGGAGGGAGCCAGAGCUUUGAGGGAACCUUAUGGAAGGGGAAGAAUCGGACUCACUAACAAGCGAGCCUUAUUUCUGUCGACGGAAACGUACACAGAUGCGAAUCUGGAACAGUUUGAACAGUCUAGCUCCAACAAGAAGACACUCAACAAGCCUGGCUACAAGCUGGAGGUGUCCAAGCGCAGUACCAUCACAUUCAAAAACAUCCCGAUCAACAACUUCCACAGUGCAGAAAUGGAGGUGGCCACCGGAACUGCGGCACAGACGAAGAUCACCAAGGAGUCUGGAUGCUGUGGAUGUCUUGGGAUGGCAGGCAGAUGGGUGUCCACCCCACCAAUGACAAGGUCCAUCAACUCUCGUGUGCUUCGAGUUGGGGUCUCCAUGCCUCCCUGGCAAACACGGAUGUUUCUGGACAUUCAUUUGGACCCCACCAUGUCCCUAACUGUUGCCAGAGAUUUUAUCUCGCAGCUACACACAUUUGCUCCACAUAUGCACUAA